AAUUGGAUUUUAGGUUUUAUGAUUCGAACCUCGGUUGGGGGAGCUGCCAUUUAUGGUUGCUGUAAAUUGUAUAUAAUCCUAAACAAGAUCGCAGAAAUUCUGUCUCAAUUCCUUCUCCUUUCGAUAGCUUCCCCUUUUUUCUUGUCUUCUCCGCUUUUCUUUCGCGUAGGAAAUCACCAAAUCGCAGCGCACAACGGAUGUCUAUGUGAACACUUUUACGCAUAUUGGGUCUACAAACACCGAUGCUAAAUACGAGCUUCAACGGCAGCGGCGGCCGUGUAAAAGCUGAGGAUGUAAUUUCGAAGCUCAAAGACGACGGUGAUUUCGAUCGGCUUCGUCGAAAGAUCAUCCGUAAACUCAAGGUUAAUGAAGAAUUGCGAAGCAAUAUUAUAUCAAUGGUGAAACAAUCAGUAUCACUAAGUCGUCCAGGCGCUGAGUCUAUGAAACCACGCCAGCUUUCUGAUGCAAUACACCAAGAAAUUGGGGACAAACUGAUGAACCAAAUAUCUGAUGGCUUGUGGAAUAUAAUUAGAUCUGCUGAUGGCAUGCAGCCUGAAAUAAAAGAAACUGUACAGUCAGUUUAUGAUAAAUUAUCAAAUCCCGAAGGGAAGGUUAAUGCUGUUGGCACACUUACAGAUGAAGAGUUAAAUGACCCUCCAGGAUUUGGUCCAACUGAGAGGCGAAACAAGGACCAAAUGAACCAAACAAACAAUAUUGGUAGGCCAAACCGUCGUAAACGAAAAGCAAUAGAAGAAAACAAGGGAGACAAGUCGCAGUUGGAGGAUUUAGCAGAGCCUGACAAUUUGGAUUAUGGUGCUCCACCUGGCUUUUCUUCUGUUCUCAAGCAUAAGCAUUCAGUAGAUGCCAGUGAUGAAGAUCCUGACGUGCCUCCUGGAUUUGGAUGAGUAAAACAUUCAGCUCGAAGUUUCAGCAUUAUAUGACUUUUUGACAUGGGGAAGGAUUCAAAUCUAUGACUGGAUCUAAUCUUGAAUCUAGAGGGCCAUGAUCCCAAGCUUGGGUUUUGACAAUUUUCACCAUAGAAUCAUUGCCAUCCAAUUUUAUAGUAAUCCUUUUUAGUACAUGAAAAUGGAUUUACAACUGGCUCCAUCCAAUCUGAGGCUAGGGUAAGUGUACUCUUUUGCAUAUAUUUUUACUAUAGUGAUUUGAUCAACUUCUCACAUUGACUCCAAAACUUAGGCUUUACUAUGAAACCGAACUAAGGACUCCCUUAGACUGACCUAAUUUUUUGUCUUUUAUCAGCUGGAUUAAAAUAUUUCCGGUUGAUCUCAUGCCUUAUGUAAAUCUGAUUCGAGAAAAUUUCUGGAUCAUGGCUGAUUGAUAGUAUGUAUACAAGCACUUAGGUACUGCUUACUAACGAAGUCCCUUUAGUAGAUUUUAGAGAGUGUUUCAAAUAAAACUUGUUACCGUGAGCCCGGUGAAUACUCUUGAACUGAACCUAUAAAGUAAUUGCACCAAACAAUUACAUAGAACUCUACAUCCAGCAAAUAUUGCAAAAUUACUUAUAGUUCAGUGCAUUUACUAUAUAAGUGCAGGAGUUCUCGUAGUUCGCACAAUAAGAAGUUUUUAUUUGAACUAGACCCUGUUUAGUAUAUGUAUCCACCAGUGGCCUAUGAUAUGCGAUUUCAAAGUUUGGAUUAUUUGCAUGGUUGAGAUUCAUGUAUUAGCAUGACUACUUAACAAAUUCAUUCAGUUGGUCUGCAGGGAAAGAAGGUAUGGAGAGUACAACCCGAUACACAAUUGACAUUUUAGAUAUUGUUAGAUGGUAUCUAACGUUGAUAGAUCGCCAAGCUUUAGGGAAGCACAUGUGAGUUGCAUUCUAAAAAUGUAAUUUUUGAUCUGUUUUCGAUUUGUUUCACUUGGUAGGUAUCCUCUCUAGGUUGAAAAUUUCACUUUGUAUGUAUUACUUCCCAGGAUGGAAGAAAUGAUUCAAGGGGAUCGUGCUUGUGUGGAAUUUUCUGAAAAAGAAAAACGAUCAGGGUAUUGAAAGUGGUCAGUCUUCAAGUGAUUCAAGAUUUGCAGUUGGGUGAUUGGCCUCAAGAUGAAUAAAAGCAGGCAGUAUUUGCGUACUUACGUUUUCAUGUUUGUUUGUUCUUUUUGUUUUUGUUUUUGUUUGUUUGUUUGUUUUUUUUUUUUUCAUGUUUCGUUUAUAGAAUUUCAAUUGUACUAAUAUAUAGCAAUAUGAAUGUGCUUCCACAUGUUCUGAGAA
This is a messenger RNA of Salvia miltiorrhiza (redroot sage), 2227 nucleotides long. RefSeq lists its product as uncharacterized. The transcript has 4 exons. The record is from RefSeq and is a predicted model, not a curated record. Lineage: Eukaryota; Viridiplantae; Streptophyta; Magnoliopsida; Lamiales; Lamiaceae. The coding region runs from base 243 to 905 and encodes 220 amino acids.